Molecule: messenger RNA, 611 nt
Organism: Ctenocephalides felis (cat flea)
Lineage: Eukaryota; Metazoa; Arthropoda; Insecta; Siphonaptera; Pulicidae
Product: 60S ribosomal protein L23
Exons: 1
Coding region: 141-563 (140 amino acids)
Biological process (GO): translation
Cellular component (GO): ribosome; cytosolic large ribosomal subunit
Molecular function (GO): structural constituent of ribosome; large ribosomal subunit rRNA binding
Source: RefSeq, a predicted model, not a curated record
GCUUGAGAUCAUCCUUUCGAAAACGUGUUUCACCGAAGUAGAACGUGUUGUCAAUAUUUAAUGAUAGUAUCCUCUUACAGAAUUGAUUAGAUUCUGUACACAUUAAAAUAAGUUUGUGCUUGCACAUAUAAAUAUUAAAAAUGUCUAAAAGAGGACGUGGUGGUUCAGCCGGAGCUAAAUUCCGCAUCUCCUUGGGUCUGCCUGUCGGAGCUGUUAUUAAUUGUGCCGAUAACACUGGAGCCAAGAACUUGUACGUAAUUGCUGUCCAUGGAAUUGGAGGACGUUUGAACAGAUUACCUGCAGCAGGAUCUGGUGACAUGAUUGUUGCUACUGUAAAGAAAGGUAAACCAGAACUUAGAAAGAAGGUUAUGCCAGCAGUAGUCAUUCGCCAGCGAAAACCAUUCAGAAGGCGUGAUGGUGUCUUCAUAUAUUUCGAAGAUAAUGCUGGGGUCAUAGUAAACAACAAAGGUGAAAUGAAAGGCUCCGCUAUCACAGGUCCAGUAGCAAAGGAAUGCGCAGAUUUGUGGCCCAGGAUCGCAUCUAAUGCAAGCUCUAUAGCCUGAACAUAUACUUGUAAUAAAGGAAACAUAAUAAAGUAAAUGUUUCUAAAA